CAGUGCCUCUCUUUAACCAGUGCCGUAGCUUCUCUUUAAAAUUUGUUGUAGUAAGAAAAUUGAUUUCUCAUCUUUAACGAGAUGACCCCUUCGUAAACCAUGCCUCCCCCACCAGUUGACCUUAAGAGCAUUACACGAGAAUUCGCGUUCGUGCCAGGUUACACAGGUUACCUUCCGGGCUACCAUUUGGUCACCGGAGUAUCUACAGGCGAACAUUCCCACAAUCAUCUGACCCGAGCAUGGGACGCCGGCGGCAAGAACGCCACUCAGAACCUUAUGCCAUCGAUCUACGAUGCCGAUAUCCAGCGCCAAGUGGCUGAAGAACAGACAAGGAAGGAUGAUCUCGUUCUAGAGCAUCACGAACAUGCCCAAGGGGGUCAGCCGAAACUGACCACGCACAUCGAUCCGAAGUACUCCGGUUAUUUCCCAUACCAACAGCAUCGCUUUGCCCAGCGUAAUCCCGUUCGCGAACGUGAAGGAGCCCUGCAGAUUCUAAAGGAAAAAGACCAAACAUGCGUGAAUCAUCCAAACCCGUUUUUCUGUCGCAACGAGAUGCCCAUUGAUCUAGAAUUAAAAUCCCCGGUGCCCAUAAAAAAUCCCACAAUGGAUGACGAUUACGGAGCGUAUUUAAACAACGUCCGCAGCCUGGACGACAUUGGCGAUUUCUACGUGCCGGAAGUUGAGAAGGCUUUAUCCAAACCGUAUCGGUUGCCACCUGGGCAUGCACUGAAGAGAUUUCCUUAUGGUUAUACCGGCUGGCUGCCGUUCACGACAGAAUUUGUUGGUUUGACCCGUGGAGAAUUGUCCAAAGUCUGUUUAGAAGAAAAUGACCGGUGCCGGCAUGAUGCGGACGUUUUUCGCACUUCUUCAGCCAGAAUGCCAUCGAUUGCAAAGUCAUUUGCACCGGAAGCUGACGACGAUCUAAACAGAAUUGUUCACGGCAUACCGGGCUAUACCGGCUAUAAAGAAGGUACACGUUAUCGAUACGGAUACACUCAUGCGCGAGAAAUGAAGGAAGUGGUGAUGCAGCGGCAUCCGCGGUUGUCGCGGGAUAGAAUGAGCUCCAUUACCGAUACGCUGUAUCGUCCUCCCCCGGAAUUUGCGCAAUUGCAAAUCAGUGCUGGCACCUAAUCCGUAUGAAAGAAAUUUUAAGGGAAGCAUGAUAUGCUACGUACUUUCCUUCAUAUGAAUUCGUAAAUACGCUUUUGAUGUGUCAGUUGCAAGCUUGGGGCUUUUCGUAAUUUAAUUAUGAUAUUUGUUGUAACAAAACUAUUUGUUGCAGUAACGCUAGUACAACAAACAUUGUAAGUACGUACAUUACAGCUUAUCCUAGGCCCUAAUCCAACCACUGCCAUAAUUUUUCUCAU
Paramacrobiotus metropolitanus is the source of this 1367-nucleotide messenger RNA. RefSeq lists its product as uncharacterized. Lineage: Eukaryota; Metazoa; Tardigrada; Eutardigrada; Parachela; Macrobiotidae. Bases 100 to 1131 code for a protein of 343 amino acids. The transcript has 3 exons. The record is from RefSeq and is a predicted model, not a curated record.